GUAUUCUAGUCACAUCUGAAUCCAAACCCUGCAUAAAAAAGGCAGCGAUUGGAUGUGGGAGUACGAAGAAGGACUGAGGCACUACAGUGAAGAGGCUCUUAAAAGGGAGUUUCCGGAGAAAACCAGGCCUGCCAACUUCAAGCAUCCUCAGUUCCAGUGCACCGACAUGACUCCCUCCCCCUCUGUCCCUACCUCAGUGGAAAUGGUGAAAGCUGCAGACAUCAAAGUGAUAGCGGCACUCGGAGACUCGUUGACUACAGCCAUUGGUGCAAAUGCAACUAAUGUCCUGGGAAUACCUAUAGAAUUCCGUCAUGUGUCAUGGAGCAUUGGAGGCCAUGGAACCUUUGAAGAUGUCAUCACGCUUGCAAACAUUAUCAAGCUCUUCAACCCUGACCUGAUUGGUCCAGCUCCCACCAAGACGGUCCACGGUACCCCUGCGCCCCUCAGUGAGACCGGCUUCAACCUGGCCGUCACUGGACACAACACAUUUAAUCUCCCUGGACAGGUCAGACAUCUCAUUGACACCCUGAAAACGUACCAGGGUAUAGAUUUUGAUGAAGACUGGAAGCUUCUGACCAUCCUCAUAGGCAUGAAUGACAUCUGUGAUUACUGCAAAGAUAAGUCCCUCUUUUCAGUGGAAAACUUCAUCUACUACAUGACUGUGUCCUUGGAGAUGUUGAUGAAUGAGGUUCCACGGAUGAUCGUGAACGUGGUGCAGAUUCUGCCUAUGGAGACCCUGAGGGAGGUGCAGAAGCCCACCCCAGGCUGCCUGCUCCAGAGGUCUUUCUGUUCCUGUUUAGUGAAGCCAGCGACCGGCUCAGCUGAUCUGAAGGAACUGGUGUCGGUCAAUCUGGAGUUUCAGAAACGGCUAGAGCAGCUGCUCUACACAGAUCGAUUCUUCAAAAAGGACUUUGCUGUGGUCCUUCAACCCUUCCUCAAAUAUGCGGAUCCUCCACGGCUUCCGAAUGGGAAGAUUGACAUGAGCUUCUUCACACCAGACUGUUUCCACUUCACCAUGAAAGGACACGAAGAGCUGGCCAAGGGCCUGUGGAACAACAUGUUCCAAGCUGAGGGAGAGAAGUUAAUGGUAGAGAGUUUCUCUAAACCCAUUCCACUAAGAUGUCCUCCACCGGAUCACCCUUACAUCUUCACCAAGCCCAGCGCUGUGGAGAAUGGGCAGACCACUACUCCAUCAGAAGACGUCGCAACUUCCAGUGGGCAGAGGGCCUCCGUGCUCAGCUAUCUCUUGCCCCUCACCUACCUCCUCCUUCGGACUACCGUGGCUCUGACCUGCCUGUAACGCUCUGGACACUAAACCAGAGCUGGACACUUUCUUAGUGAUUGUUGUCUGACUGUUUUGAAGUGCUUUCCGAAACGAGGCUUUGACCAUUUGAUGUAAAUAUUUCUUUCAAGGUCUUUUUUCACUCUGUACAACCGUAAUCUCUGUAGUGACCACUAGAGGUCGAUUUUGCAUUUGUGCCGUCAUUGCCAUUGCUCUUAACAUCUGUGAUGGCCAAUACUGGCAUGUGGUGAGAAGUCAGUUGUCGAUAAUUUAGGAAAGCCGUCUAGUCUACCACUCCUAUGAAAUGUGAUGUGCUUUUGCUUUUGCCAGUGUGGAAGCUGUUCCUUUUUCAUAACAUAAUCUAUGCACUAAAUCUGAACAGAAGGUAAUUACACUCCAGUUAUGUCAAAAAAGAGGGGACAUUUGAACCAUCUCUAAAACAUCAUAUCUUGAUCAGGAAGCGGCUGGGCUAAUUGGAGGUUAGACAGGGACCAGGUGCAAGUCAGAUUUAGCCCCAAUGUAAUGCAGUUCUAAUUUGUUUACCAAUGAAAAGUAAUUAGGCGAGCUUUUUCUGGUCCAGGGGCAGCAUGGCUUUCAAACUCAUUAAGCGCUGGAGGCAGAGGUGAAAGGGAAAUCUGUGGAAAGAACAAUAGCGCGGCUUCUAAAAGCAGGCCCUGCAUAAAGGUAAACCAGACUGGGGCACGCCGCACCCCCGGCUAAUGAGAUAACCGGAUCUGGAGGCUGCAACCUGAGACGUGUUUUCAGGCUUUCCCCCAACAGAACGUCAGUCCCUCGACUCCAGUCACAUCUCACGUCAAAAUACACAAUGAGGACCUGCUUAAGCCACUUACACAAGCCUGCCGCGGAAAUGAAAGAAUAAAAGAUGCAUUUGCCAUGCCUAUGCCUCCUAUGAAAAACAUCUAUUUGAUAUCUUUUGAAAGGUGUGGCCCCAUAUGAACAUUUCUAACCUGUGCUAUGUUGGCGACUGGAGAUUCCAUUCCAGAGCUAACACUGCUCUCUGUCUUACCCUAAUGGCCUGGGAUGUUUGUUUAAGCCUGACAGUAGGUUUCAAAUAUUUGAGUAGCUUACACCUGCUUGAAAAUAGGUUUAGAAUAUACCUCCAGUAUAUUCUAGACCAUACAAUUCUCUGUAUACACUUUAAAUUAAACAGAGUGAAAUACAGAAUCGUAAAAGUCACUAAAUGAUGAUGAUAAUGCUAAUAAUGAUUAUCAUUAUUAUUAUCAUUAUUAUUUACAAAUGACAAUGAAAACCUUAAAACAUAUUAUGAAAUUGUCCACUGUGCUAAAAGCCCGACAGCUCUAGGCCCUUUACAUGUAUUGAGAUUAUGUAUGAAAGAUCUUUACCUCUAUGGUUGGUAGUAUGAUAUCCAAGGUUGUUUGAUCCAUUGUGACAAUCUUUCUAAACAUUUGAGGUCCAUGAUAAGCAUAGGUGUGUGUGUCCAGUAUAUUUUUGAAUUACUACAAAUCUAUGUGAAAAAAAUACCAAAAUAGUCAUUAAUAGGCAAUAACCCAGAGACAAUUAGAAGUACUUAAACAGUUUUAGGUUAAUUGAGUGAGAUCAGGUAAUUAUUUAUGGCUUCUAAUGUUCAUGGAGGCUACAUGUUGGCUUGCUUAAAAAAACAAAAAAACAAACACUGGAAUCACUGAGAUCCUUUUUGUUGAUACAGAACAACUGGAAGAGACUUCAGUGUAGGACUGCAGAAGUUGAUACAGAACAACUGAAAGAGACUUCAGUGUAGGACUGCAGAAGUUGAUACACAUAAAUAGUUGACUCACUAAUGCUGUGCUUAUAGGAAGGCUUUUCUCAUGUGCUAAAUUGAAAAAGCAUUUAGAUAAAGGUACACAGUGUAAAGCAAGGACAGCAGGUAAAAUAUUGGUUUCAAGCAGGUGCGCUCAGAUUUUUGCCUGUUUGAAUGUGCAGGUGAUUUCUAUAUUAAGCAGGGACGUACAGUAUGCUCUCUGUUCUGUCUUUUGAAAGCCUGGCUUAAGCAAACAGCACUGUAGCCACAUUUGAUACCAGGCAAACAGCACUCUUGGGUGAUGGCAAAUUCCCUUUAUUAUGUCAGCGAUUACCAUCUUUGCUGAUAGAGAAAUAGGAAAUUUGAUACUGGAAAAAACCAUCACACAAACUACUGUCUAGCUUGCUUCUGAUUAAAGCUUUUUAAUUAAA
Messenger RNA from Alosa sapidissima (American shad), 3472 nucleotides. RefSeq names its product phospholipase B1, membrane-associated. Gene Ontology annotation, cellular component: brush border membrane. Lineage: Eukaryota; Metazoa; Chordata; Actinopteri; Clupeiformes; Clupeidae. The transcript has 16 exons. Gene Ontology annotation, biological process: phospholipid metabolic process. Bases 53 to 1300 code for a protein of 415 amino acids. Gene Ontology annotation, molecular function: phosphatidylcholine lysophospholipase A1 activity; retinyl-palmitate esterase activity; A2-type glycerophospholipase activity. The record is from RefSeq and is a predicted model, not a curated record.